Molecule: messenger RNA, 2388 nt
Organism: Puntigrus tetrazona (Sumatra barb)
Lineage: Eukaryota; Metazoa; Chordata; Actinopteri; Cypriniformes; Cyprinidae
Gene: pacsin3
Product: protein kinase C and casein kinase substrate in neurons 3
Biological process (GO): cytoskeleton organization; plasma membrane tubulation; regulation of endocytosis
Cellular component (GO): cytoplasm; plasma membrane; endosome
Molecular function (GO): protein binding; phospholipid binding
Source: RefSeq, a predicted model, not a curated record
ACUAACUCACCUAGGUUGCUGUAGGCAGACACAAAGCCACUCAGAAGGGAGACUGGCUGCUUCUUUCAAUUGGAAUACAGGAUUACUGUUCCUGGGCAGAUGUCUUAACUGUAGAGGCCAAGGAGAGUCGGGUCACAACAGUUUAACAGACAGCCGCCAUCAUUCCGUGCUGCAAGGGUGACCCCAAAAUGUCUUCCAACGGUGAUCUGCAAGACGUUGGGAGCUGGGACAGCUUCUGGGAGCCUGGGAACUAUAAGAGGACGGUGAAACGCAUUGACGAUGGCUACAAACUAUGCAAUGAGCUGGUCAGCUGCUUCCAGGAGCCCAAGAUUGAGAAGGGCUAUUCCCAGCAACUGAGCGACUGGUCCAGGAAAUGGAGGGGUGUUGUGGAGAAAGGCCCACAGUAUGGGACUCUGGAAAAAGCCUGGCACGCUUUCAUGAAUGCGGCAGACAGACUGAGUGAGAUCCAUAUGGAACUAAAAGAGAAACUGGUUGUUGAGGACAGCGAAAAGAUUAGAAACUGGCAGAAGGAUGCCUUCCACAAGCAAAUGAUUGGUGGAUUCCGUGAGACCAAAGACGCCGACGAAGGCUUCCGCAAGGCCCAGAAACCAUGGGUCCGCAAACUGAAGGAUGUGGAGUCUACCAAAAAGAGUUAUCACCAAGCCCGGAAGGAAGAGCGCACUGCAUUGACUCGUGAAACUCAUGCCAAGGCUGACCCCACCAAAUCCCAAGAUGAGGUCCGCAAGUUCACAGAUCGCCUGGAGAAAUGUACCCAGGAGGCAGAGAAGGCCAAGGAGCGUUAUGAGAGAGCCCUGGACGAGCUGAAUCGCUGUAACCCGCGUUACAUGGAAGACAUGGAGCAAGUGUUUGAAAUCACACAGGAGGCUGAAAAAAAGAGGCUCUGCUUUUUUAAAGAAGUGCUGCAGGACAUACACCAGCACAUGGACCUCUCCAGCAAUGAUGGAUUCCGAGGCCUGUACCGAGACCUCAGCCAGACCAUCAACGCAGCCAAUGACUCGGAGGACCUCAGGUGGUGGAGGAACACCCAUGGCCCCGGCAUGAGCAUGAAUUGGCCCCAGUUUGAGGAGUGGUCACCUGAAGCAAACCGAUCCAUCAGUCGGAGAGACCGAAACAGUCGUUCUGAUGACGUGGUCACUCUGACUAAUAUUGUGUCAGCCGGAGAUGAACCCCCGAAGACGCCGCAGGACACUACGAGAGCGGGUAAAGACUACUCUUCAGACUGGUCUGAUGAAGAGAGCCCCAAAAAAUACAUCGCAGCCAACGGGGUGGACGAGGAGGAGAAGGUAGUCGGGGUUCACGUAAAAGCGCUGUAUGAUUACACAGGGCAGGAGGCUGAUGAGCUGAGCUUUAAAGCAGGUGAAGAGUUAAUGAAGCUGGGUGAGGAGGACGAGCAGGGCUGGUGUAAAGGACAGCUGUCCAGCGGAGAGGUAGGCCUCUACCCUGCUAACUACGUCCAAGUCAUCACAUCCUGAUCAGCCGCUCCCCGCUCCGGACCAGACCCACACCUUCACCGCGGGGCAGCCGCGUGGAGCACACGGCCUCACACCCGCGCCAUGGACCGAGCGCCACGACACACCGGGAGAUCAGAGAGAGCGCGCAGAUCAGUGUUUUAUUCUUUGUUUUUCGCUGACACGCUAGAGGACUUUGAGAUUUUAGUUAGUCCCCCCCCCCUUUGCGCUUAUUGAAAGAUCAGUGCCUUUAUUGUACAAUGCCACAGACGUUCACGGCACGGCUAUUAAAGUUGCGCACGGCCCGAACGGACCGUUUGUAUGUCUGGAUCACUUCGCUCGCAGUCGCCACUGUUGGGUUUGUUUCGAUUAGAUAAUCAUUAGUUUUUGACGUUUCGUUCGCGUAUGAGAAGCAUUUGAAGUAUUUGGUCAAAUCUUUUGGCCGACUUUGCGUAUUCAGGUUUUCGAGUCUUUCACGAGAAGCGUGUCAGUGUGUUCGUAUGUUAGGUUGUUCUAGUGAAACCGAGCCUUUCUUCGGCCGUAGUUCGGAAGCGAAGGAUUCUUCAUUGCAUACUUACCUUUAUGUUUUCACAGAGAGAUACGGAUUUAUGAUUUAAAAAAAACUAUCACCGGGCAGAUUCUCGUAGUCGCCCUUUUGGAGCCGAAAGGAUUCGGGAAGAGAUUUCGAAACCUUUUGGGAUCGUUUUACUUUUUUUAAUUUAUCUUUUCGUUUUUAUUUGGAGCGCAGGAAAGUUUCUGUUGUCCAAUGAGAGAAAGCGUAAGAACGGGCAGAACCUCUGGACUCCUUGAUAAGGUGCUCGUGGGAGAUACUUCCCUGCAGUGCGCCCUACAUGAGACUACUGUAACGGCCAAUACUAAUCAAUGUAAAAAUACCAAAUAAAAGUGAAUGAGAUUCGUA